This is a messenger RNA of Nicotiana attenuata, 1481 nucleotides long. RefSeq names its product thioredoxin reductase 2. The record is from RefSeq and is a predicted model, not a curated record. Gene Ontology annotation, cellular component: cytoplasm. Lineage: Eukaryota; Viridiplantae; Streptophyta; Magnoliopsida; Solanales; Solanaceae. Gene Ontology annotation, biological process: removal of superoxide radicals. The coding region runs from base 213 to 1205 and encodes 330 amino acids. The transcript has 2 exons. Gene Ontology annotation, molecular function: thioredoxin-disulfide reductase (NADPH) activity.
UUUGAAUUUGGCGCCAAGCCCGCCCAAGAAAUAAGGAAUGAAAAUGUGAAAAGCUAAACCCGCCAAAUUCGGCCCAUUAUACCAUUCAGAGCAAAGUCAACACCCGCAACUAUUGGUCCAUUGUCCUAAAAAUCCACACGACAAAUACCGCAGCCUUAUAAACUCUCCGGCGCCGCCACUGACCACCGUCCGCCGCCGCUAAUAUACCCUCCAUGGCGGACAUUCAAACCCAGAAAACCAACGUCUGCAUCAUCGGCAGUGGACCGGCGGCUCAUACCGCUGCCAUUUAUGCCGCACGGGCCGAGCUGAAACCGAUCCUUUUCGAAGGAUGGAUGGCCAAUGACAUCGCGCCAGGUGGCCAGCUCACGACCACCUCCGAGGUCGAGAACUUCCCCGGUUUCCCAGACGGACUCGCCGGCGGUGAACUCAUGGACCGGUGUCGCGCCCAAUCCGUUCGAUUCGGUACACAAAUCUUCACCGAAACAGUAACUAAAGUCGAUUUCUCUUCAAGUCCUUUCAAAAUCAUCUCCGAUGAAAGGACCGUACUAGCAGACGCCGUUAUUAUAGCUACCGGUGCCGUUGCUAAGCGGCUCGUAUUCACCGGGUCUGGUGAAGGCGUAAACGGCUUCUGGAACCGCGGGAUCUCGGCUUGCGCCGUGUGUGACGGCGCAGCUCCGAUCUUCCGUAAUAAGCCGUUAGCUGUAAUCGGUGGCGGAGAUUCUGCAAUGGAAGAAGCUACAUUUUUAACGAAAUACGGUUCAAAAGUGUAUAUAAUUCAUAGGAGGGAUGAAUUUAGGGCUUCCAAAAUAAUGCGAAAUAGAGCAUUGUCUAAUCCUAAGAUUGAAGUGAUUUGGAACUCCGCGGUGGUGGAGGCUUAUGGAGAAAAGGUUUUGGGAGGAUUGAAGGUGAAAAAUGUGGUUAACGGAGAGGUUUCAGACUUGAAAGUUUCGGGUUUGUUUUUUGCUAUUGGACAUGAACCUGCUACUAGAUUUUUGGAUGGGCAAUUGGAGUUGGAUUCUGAUGGGUAUGUUGUGACUGAGCCCGGGACGACAAAGACUAGUGUUAAGGGUGUUUUUGCUGCUGGUGAUGUUCAAGAUAAGAAGUAUAGGCAAGCUAUUACUGCUGCUGGUUCAGGAUGCAUGGCAGCCUUGGAUGCAGAGCAUUACUUGCAAGAAAUUGGUGCCCAAGAAGGAAAGAGUGAUUGAUAAGCAUUGGUUCUUUUAAUUUAGAACUGAAUUUAUGUUGCAAAGAACGGAAAUCAGUCUAGAUUCCACAUAUCUGUUCAAAGAAAUUAUUGUCAUCAUGAUUUUUAUGGAUGUGAAGGAACUUUCUUGUAACGAUUAUCCUAGCAGUUGGAUGGAUGCAAUGGCUAGCAUCAGAUUUGUUGUCAUUCUAUAUUGUGGCAAAAGCUUUCGUACUUUUGCAGAUGUUAUUUUGCACUCAAGACCCAACUUUCCACAAAAAGUAAGCCUCUUUAUUUA